This is a messenger RNA of Gadus morhua (Atlantic cod), 4926 nucleotides long. RefSeq names its product contactin 6 (gene cntn6). The transcript has 23 exons. Gene Ontology annotation, biological process: cell-cell adhesion; brain development; axon guidance. Gene Ontology annotation, molecular function: cell-cell adhesion mediator activity. The record is from RefSeq and is a predicted model, not a curated record. Lineage: Eukaryota; Metazoa; Chordata; Actinopteri; Gadiformes; Gadidae. Gene Ontology annotation, cellular component: axon; plasma membrane. The coding region runs from base 322 to 3471 and encodes 1049 amino acids.
GGGGAGUGGUCUGUGCCACGCUUUCCUUGACUCACGUGUAAAGAGAAACACACUGUUCUCAUCUCAGUGUCCACUUGGGACGACGCUUCUCCCCUCAUCAAACGCUGCGUCUGGAGCGUGCGAGCUGAACCGCUGCUGUUGGUGUCGUGCUGCCGGAGAUCUAUUCGCCUCCUCCUCUCGUCGCCUUCCAUUCGCCUGAAGAGCCAAACGAGAAGAAGGAAAUACAGACUUGGCCGGGGAAAUAUCCUUCUCCCCCCCCUCCUCUCCACUACACUCCGCCGGCAACCGACUUGGAAGAAAGGGACUCUAUGACCUUGGAAAAUGAAGCUGUUACCAUGGGAACUGUUAAUCCUUCUGUCACUCAAAGAGUGCCUGGCUGGGUCUGUGGCGUGGCAUCGCGCCCCCUCCAGUGCUCGGGCCUCCCACGCCCAGAGCCCCCGCCAUGGCCCCGUGUUCACCCAGGAGCCCAGUGACAGUGUGCUGCCCCUGGGCGCCCAUGAUAACCAGGCCUUCAUCAACUGCAAGGCCAAAGGGAACCCUCCGCCACGCUACAAGUGGAGGGUGGACGGAAGGGAGGUCAACCCCGCCCAGGACCCCAGCUACAGCCUGGUCGAGGGGAACUUGUUGAUCAGAGACCCCCUAGCCACGCAGCACGGGGGGGUGUACCAGUGUAUCGCCACCAACGCCAUAGGGACCGUCGUCAGCAAGGAGGCCAAGAUCAAGUUUGCAUUUCUACAGAACUUCAGCCGGAAGUUGAGGAACACGGUGUCGGUGCGAGAGGGCCAGGCGGUGGUUCUGCUGUGUGGUCCGCCCCCCCACAGCGGAGAGAUCAAGUAUUCGUGGGUGUUCAACGCGCAGCCCCGGUUCCUUCUGCAGGACAGCCGACGCUUCGUGUCCCAGCGCACAGGGAAUCUGUACAUCGCCAAGGUGGAGGCGUCAGAUGUGGGCAACUACACCUGUGUGGUGAGGAACACCAUGAACAACGCCACGGCCUUCAGCUCCCCCACGCCUGUUGUGCUGCGCACGGAUGCCGUGAUGGGCGAAUACGAACCCAAGAUCGAGGUGCAGUUCCCGGAGAGCCUUCACGUUCCCACAGGGUCCUCGGUUAAGCUGGAAUGCUUUGCCUUGGGAAACCCCGUGCCCUCCAUCUCCUGGCGGCGGGCUGACGGCAGUCCUCUGGCGGGGAAGAUCCAGAUCCACCACUCCAGCGGGGUGCUGGAGAUCCCCUACUUCCGGCCCGAGGACGAGGGGCAGUACGAGUGCGUGGCCGAGAACAGCAGGGGGAGGAACGUGGCCCGGGGGCGGCUCCUCUUCCAGAACGUUGAACACCUGCAGUGGCUCCAGACGUUGAAGGAUGCUAACAUCGCAAUCGAGGCUAAUCUGCAGUGGGAGUGUAAAGCCAGCGGCAAGCCGACGCCCACCUACAGAUGGUUGAAGAACGGGCAGCCGAUGGCACCCGGGGAAAGGAUUCACAUAGAAGAUGGGAGGCUGGGCAUAGCCAGUGUCUCUCUCACCGACUCGGGGAUGUAUCAGUGUCUGGCGGAGAAUGAACACGGUGCCAUUUAUGCCAGCGCAGAGCUCAAGGUUGUGGCCUCUGCGCCGGACUUCUCCUGGACCCCCGUGAAGAAGUCCACCCUGGUCCAGCGUGGGGGGGAAGUGGUCCUGGAGUGUCGCCCGCGGGCCGCUCCCAAGGCCUUCAUCUCCUGGAGGAGAGGCGGAGGAGGGGAGCUACUGAAGGACACCAGGAGACGGGCGAUCAAGGAGGACGGCUCACUGCGCAUCACCAACACCAGCCAAUCGGACGCAGGGCGGUACACGUGCGUGGCCCAGAACAUUUUCGGAACGUCAAGCAGCUCCGGCUCGCUGGUGGUAAAAGAACCCACCAGGAUUGUGGUGCCCCCGCUGGCCCUGGACGCCACAGUGGGCCAGAGCGUUGUGCUGCCCUGCGAGGUUGUAAGCGACCCUACGCUGGAACCCGUCUUCAAGUGGUUCCUCAACGGCAAGCCCAUCGACCUGGGCCAUCGGCGGGAACACUUUGAGAUGAUCGGAGGGGUGUCGGCAGGUGACCUGAUGGUACGUAACGUUCAGCUGAAGCAUUCUGGGAAAUAUGUAUGCAAGGUGCACACAGUGGUUGACAGCGUGUCGGCUGCAGCAGACCUGAUUGUCAGAGGGCCGCCGGGGGCCCCUGUGGACCUGGUUGUAAGCAGGAUUACCGACACCAGCGUACAGCUCUCUUGGGGGUCUGGACCCGACAACCACAGCCCCAUCACCAGCUACACGUUGCAGGCCAGGACCCCCUACUCUAUAGGCUGGCAGACCGCCCAGACAGUUCCUGAUUGUGUGCCUGGACAGAUGUCGCACGCCACAGUGACAGGUUUGAAACCCUGGGUGGAACAUGAGUUCAGGGUUGUGGCAAUCAACGGUGUGGGCGUUGGGGAGCCCAGCAUGCCAUCCCGACACGUUCAAACUAAAGCCGCAGUUCCUGAGGUGGCCCCAGUGAACGUGAGAGGGGGGGGCGGCAGCGGGGGAGAGCUCGUUAUCUCCUGGGAGCCCAUCCCAGAGGAGCUGCAGAGCGGCGAGGACCUGGGCUACGUUGUGGCGUUCCGGCCGCAGGGGUCCGGCGUGUGGUCCCAGGCCGUGCUGGCCUCGCCCGACGCCUCCCGCUACGUGUACUGGAACGACAGUGUCGCUCCCCUGUCCCGCUAUGAGGUGAAAGUAGGGGUCUACAACGCCGUGGGCGAGGGGCCGUUCAGCCCCAUGGUCACAGUGCUCUCCGCCGAAGACGAGCCCUCGGAGGCACCGUCCAGAGUGUGGGCCAGGAGCGUGUCGUCCUCAAAGAUUGAGGUGUACUGGGAACCGGUGCCACCAGGUCCUGGCAGUGGACGGAUCACUGGAUAUGAGGUCCUCUGCUGGGAGGAGGGUACGGAGCAGAGCGCAGGAGAGGGGAUGAGGGUGGCAGAGGGAGACCCAGGGCCAAUGGGGGCUCUGUUCUCCGGCCUGAAGUCCAGCGCCGUGUACCUAGUCACUGUCCGGGCACGCAACACUGCCGGCCUCGGCCCCCCCAGUGCCCCUUGUAACAUCACCACCAAGAAACCCCCUCCAAGUCAGGCCCCAGGCAGUAUUGAGUGGAACCUUACGAACUCCCGGAUCUUUCUGAAUUGGGAACACGUCAAAGCGCUGGAAAAUGAGUCCGAAGUGACAGGGUAUAAGGUGGUGUACCGGGAGACCUGGAAGGGAAGAACUCGCAUCCUGGAGACCAACAGGACCAGCGUGGAGCUUCAGGUCCCCUCCGACGAGGAGCAGGACUACCUUAUCCACAUCAAAGUCCUGACAGACGGCGGCGACGGCGGCAGCAGCGGCCCCAUCCGGAUACCAAAGAUGUCAAGUCUUAACUCAAAAGGAAGCGACGACCCAACAUCGAGAUGGAUUUGUUGUUUUGUACUUUUGAUAGUCUCACUGAUGUCCUAUUAGCAAUGUCUCUGUCUAGUGAGCACACUGUUUAGCAGUCACUGCCUCUCCUUGUUGAUAAAUGAGAGCAGCAACUCUUCUCAACCACAUGAUAUGCAUAUUAAAAUAGGUGACGGAUCGUUCUUUUGUAAAAGUUGUAAUCAAAAGAUAUAUAGCUGGACUAUUGCUUGUGUCAGUUUCAGAUUGUGAUCAAGGUUGUAUUGAUUUGAUGCGGGGGGUUUUCUGGUGACACUCUGUAGUGCAUAGGGUUUAAAGGGACCUGUUCUAAGGUUGAUUGUAUAAUUUCUUAAGCCUUAUACUCUCACCUGCUUUCCUUGAAGCAUCGUGCUACUAACCUUUCCAGCCUUGAGCAGGCUCCAUUUUCCUUCUCAAAAAUAACCCUUCUCCUUGUUGUUAGCGCAAGUAUGUGAAACAUUUUGCAUAUUUCUUCGUUACUUUCGUUCGCGCCAGCUCCAAUGUGAUUUCCACAUGCAAAGUCAAGAGUAAAGGGAUGUGAGAUGCUCUGGUUGAGGGGAUUAUACAAAGAAACAGCAAUGUGGAGACAAGUUCUUCUUAUUAAACGAUCCAAGUAUGGAGAAAGCAGCUCUUUCAGAGAGGUUCACAGAUUUCUAAGUAGAGCCAAUUCUCAAAAGUACUUGCUGUUAAUAGAAGGCUAAUUUCCCAUUUUUAAAUGCUGCCUUAAAAAUUCAACGAGAUCAUAAUAAUUUCUCAAUUUGCUUUGAAACAAAUUAUCCUGUUGGGAUCUAUAUCGCUGAAAGGUCACGCUUAUCAAUGGCAUGGGGGUAGUCUUGUAUUUUUCUCUCUCAUUCUUGUUAUUGUCCCUGUACAUGUCCUUGAUUAGUUGUCUGGCUCUGAAAAUGCAUUGCAUUUCUGUCAAAAUAUUUCAGAAAGCAUAUUCAUUCUAAAUGUAUGUCUUCCACAGUGCAAUAUGUACAUGACAUUUACUUUUAGCAGAUGCGUUUAUUCAAAGCGACUUACAAAAAUACCUUGGCAGUUAAGAUGCGGCACUAGGAUAUGCAUUAUUUACUGUGUAUGUGUGUUUUGUGUGAAUGUAUGUGUGACUGUUUGCAUGCGCUCAGCGUCCUUACAUUAUUUUUCUUCCUUAUUUUUGUUGACAAUUAAGCAGCCAAUCAACACAAUUAGUGGAACACCUACUGUUCUUCAAACACACACACACACAGAAACACACACACACACACACACACACACACACACACACACACACACACACACACACACACACACACACACACACACACACACACACACACACACACACACACAUCCAUGGUAUGUGGCUUUCAAUGUAAUUGGGUAAAGCUGGUAAUAAUAGAGGAAGGCUACUGCCAUGCUGUGUAGCUCAGUUCCAUUCUCAUAUUGUUCUGUUGAUAGAACAACACAACCCCAACAUUUGUUUUUUCCUUUUCUGUUUAAAUUAAAACAAAAUAUUGAAAUGUC